Messenger RNA from Sparassis crispa, 1812 nucleotides. RefSeq names its product glycoside hydrolase family 18 protein. Gene Ontology annotation, molecular function: chitinase activity; chitin binding. The record is from RefSeq and is a predicted model, not a curated record. Gene Ontology annotation, biological process: carbohydrate metabolic process; chitin catabolic process. Lineage: Eukaryota; Fungi; Basidiomycota; Agaricomycetes; Polyporales; Sparassidaceae. Gene Ontology annotation, cellular component: extracellular region. Bases 1 to 1812 code for a protein of 603 amino acids. The transcript has 6 exons.
AUGAAGAUGGCAUUAACACUGCUCCGGGACGGUUCAAAGCCUAAUGUUGCGCCGUCGAUGUCCAUCAUCGGCACACAAUACUUGCCAAUGGACGUCACAUCAAUGAUCGGCUCAGAUCUGAACAACAACGGCCUUAUUGAUCGACUUGCACCUUGCGUCUACGGUACAGAGUUCGCCGCUGUCAGCCCUGUGACAGCGGCCAUGUUGCGCUUAACCUCUGUCACGGUCUCUGUCUUCCCGCUCCUCGUACGCUGUGUCCCUUGGGAUGCCCACGGGGGAGUUCAUGGCAGGCGGUACGACUUCGCUAUCACGGAGACUCUGAUGUCGACCCUCGUGGAGACGUCGACUAUGACAACCUACACUACGGUGUUCUCUACUGAAUCUGUCGUCACUGCGUCCAGCACGCCAUCGUCAGCAUCUGGCGCUCUGCCGAUCUUGAUUGUCCCACCUGCACUCCUGCCCUCCGCAGUCAUCGGACUGGCUCCUUCACCGUCCUCCGUCCCUACGUCGGCGUCGUCCACGGCUAACCAACUUACCCCUUCUCCAACCACGCAGCCUCUGGUAAUGGCAUACUAUCCAGACUGGGCAGCACCGGCUUUUCCUCCAGAAAAAAUCGACUUUGGCCGCUUCGAUUGGAUAGACUUCGCCUUCGCUGUGCCCGACCAGAAGUACAACCUUACCUGGGAUGGCUCCGACGAUGAUCCGAGUCUACUCACUAGGUUAGUCUCUGCGGCACACAACAGUGGGAAGAAAGUCAAGCUGAGCGUUGGGGGGUGGUCUGGCAGCAAGUACUUCUCUACGGCUGUCUCGAACCAGAAUAAUCGGCAGACGCUCGUCAACAAUCUUCUCGCGGCUUACCAACAGUUCAAUCUCGACGGCAUCGAUAUUGACUGGGAGUACCCGGGACAAGAUGGUGCUGACGGUAACAUCGUGAACCCGAAUGACACGGCGAAUUUCUUGUUGUUCCUGCAGCUUCUACGGACGACACUUCCGCCAACAUCUAAGAUCUCGGCAGCCGUGCAGACUGUGCCGUUCGCAGACACGCAGGGAAAUCCUAUGACAGACGUCUCCGACUUUGCCAAGGUGUUGGAUUGGGUCUUGCUUAUGAACUACGACUCCUGGGGCUCUUCUGCUACACCGGGUCCCAACGCUCCACUGAGCGAUGGCUGCCACAAUUCCACGCAAGGCAGUGCGAAUGCGGCCGCAGCACUGAAUGCAUGGACGUCAGCCGGAUUCCCGGCCUCCCAGCUCGUUCUCGGUGUCCCGUCCUACGGCUACAUCUCGCGAUCCAACGCCACCGUGCUCCGGACUCGCUCCCAAUCGUGGCAUUCUUUACACCGCAAUCGCUUGCGACGCUCCCUCCUGGGACUGACCGAGGCGGUUGUAUCAGGCCUCGAGACCGCGGCCUCCCCUGCCAUACAGGCGACAAACGAGGACGGAGGGACAAACAACGGGCAGAUUCAGUUCCGCGACCUCGUGAGCCAAGGCGUCCUGCAAUACGCUCCGGAGGACGCGAACAACACCGCAACUGGCGCCCCCACAAGCAUGCUUGUAAACGGCCGAGAAAUUGACAGCCUCUACGACGGGUGGAGCGGUUUCUCUAGGUACUGGGACAACUGCUCGAGCACUCCGUUCCUGCGAUCUCCGCAUGCGGACCAGGUUGUCACGUACGAUGAUCCCCUGUCCCUGGGGCUCAAAGCGGCAUUCGCGGCACAGUCUGGGAUGCUCGGCGUGAAUAUGUUCGAUGUUCAUGGCGAUACGGAUCAGUGGGACCUGACUGACGCCCUGCGAAAAGGAUUGGGACUGGGCUGA